Molecule: messenger RNA, 2022 nt
Organism: Eucalyptus grandis
Lineage: Eukaryota; Viridiplantae; Streptophyta; Magnoliopsida; Myrtales; Myrtaceae
Product: ERAD-associated E3 ubiquitin-protein ligase component HRD3A
Molecular function (GO): protein binding
Source: RefSeq, a predicted model, not a curated record
CGCACGGACACGCCCCAGUCAAAAUUCCCAUUUCACCCCUGUCGUCACCGUCUCCGACCGCCGCCGCCGCCGCCGUUCCCGACCACCAUGCGCGAUCCGGGUCGCAGCCUCCUGGUUCCCCUCCUCCUCCUCUCCCUCUACCCGCUCUCCCUCAGCGCCGGCCCCUUCUUCCUCAUCCUCACCCAGGAGGACCUCAAGGGCGUCGCCGCCGCCCCCCCGGACGAGCUCCUCGACUCCGCCGACUGGUACGAGUUCGGCGACUCCGAGUCCCGGCCCGAGGAGGAGCUCGAUCCCGGCUCCUGGCGCCCGAUGUUCGAGUCCGGCGAGCCCCUCGCCGCAGGAUCCGAGCCGGAGGAGCUCUACUACUCCGGCGUGUCGAAGAUGAUGGGCCGCCGCCAGCUCCGGGGAGGGCGGCUGAUGGAGGAGGCCGUCGAGUUCGAGGCCAGCGCCGCCGCGGGGUACGCGCACGCGCAGUCGGCGCUAGGGUUUCUCCUCGGGACGGGGCAGAUGAGGGACAGGAGCAAGGGCAAGGCGUUCCUGUACCACCAUUUCGCCGCCGAGGGAGGGAAUAUGCAGUCGAAGAUGGCGCUUGCUUACACUUAUAUGCGUCAGGAUAUGUAUAAAAAGGCAGUCGAGCUGUAUGCCGAGGUAGCAAAGGUGGCUGUAAGUAGCUUUUUAAUCACGAAGGAUUCUCUUGUCAUAGAACCGAUUAGGAUUCACAAUGGAGCUGAGGAGAAUAAAGAAGCUCUGAGGAAGUCUCGAGGUGAGGAUGAUGAGGACUUCCAGAUAUUGGAGUACCAGGCACAGAAGGGGAAUGCAAUUGCAAUGUACAAAGUGGGGUUGUUCUAUUAUUUUGGGCUGAGAGGAUUGAGGCGUGACCAUACGAAAGCAUUGUCAUGGUUUAUAAAGGCUGUGGACAAGGGCGAGCCGAGGUCAAUGGAACUUCUUGGGGAGAUAUAUGCUAGGGGUGCUGGAGUUGAGAGGAACUAUACAAAGGCUUUCGAGUGGCUAAAGCUUGCCUCCAGACAGCAGCUUUACUCGGCUUAUAAUGGAAUGGGCUAUCUAUAUGUCAAAGGUUACGGAGUGGAAAAGAAGAACUACACUAAGGCAAAGGAGUACUUUGAGAUAGCUGCUAACAACGACGAGGCUGGUGGGUACUAUAACCUGGGGGUGAUGUAUCUUAAAGGCAUUGGGGUGAAAAGAGAUGUGAAGCUGGCAUGCAAGUACUUCAUAGCAGCUGCCAAUGCAGACCAACCAAAGGCAUUCUACCAGCUAGCAAAAAUGUUCCAUACCGGUAUCGGGCUCAAGAAAAAUCUUGCCACGGCUACUGCAUUGUAUAAGCUAGUUGCAGAGAGGGGACCAUGGGGCUCUUUAUCAAGAUGGGCCCUUGAAUCAUAUUUAAAAGGCGAUGUGGGCAAGGCAUUCCUCUUAUAUUCGAGGAUGGCUGAGUUGGGCUAUGAGGUGGCACAAAGUAAUGCUGCAUGGAUUCUUGAUAAGUAUGGUGAGCGCAGCAUGUGCAUGGGGAAAGCAGGAUUUUGCACAGAUGCGGAACGACACCAACGAUCACAUUAUUUAUGGUGGCAAGCUUCCGAGCAAGGAAAUGAGCAUGCUGCUUUGAUGAUCGGAGAUGCAUACUAUUAUGGACGGGGUACUGAAAGAGAUUAUGAACGUGCAGCAGAGGCUUACAUGCAUGCGCAAUCCCAAGCUAAUGCACAAGCUAUGUUCAAUCUUGGUUAUAUGCAUGAACAUGGCCAGGGUCUUCCUUUUGAUCUUCAUUCAGCAAAACGCUAUUAUGAUCGAGCACUUGAGAAUGAAACUGCUGCAACACAUAAUUGUCCUUCUGAUGCAACACCUUCCAAAAGCUGCUUCUGUUGAUAAGAGGUGGUGCUGAGUCCUGGAGCUGAAGAACACGAACCGUUGAUCGAUAGAUGUCACUUUGAUCUCUGUUUCUUGCCAUUAGAUGUAUAUUUGUAUAUGACUUAAGCCGAUACCUUUUCGUUUCCUCCCCUGCCCUGAUCCUGC